Messenger RNA from Neocloeon triangulifer, 1641 nucleotides. It is a transcript of the gene SCCRO3, whose product is annotated as DCN1-like protein 3. Lineage: Eukaryota; Metazoa; Arthropoda; Insecta; Ephemeroptera; Baetidae. The coding region runs from base 343 to 1290 and encodes 315 amino acids. Gene Ontology annotation, cellular component: ubiquitin ligase complex. Gene Ontology annotation, biological process: protein neddylation; positive regulation of ubiquitin-protein transferase activity. The transcript has 4 exons. The record is from RefSeq and is a predicted model, not a curated record. Gene Ontology annotation, molecular function: ubiquitin-like protein binding; ubiquitin conjugating enzyme binding; cullin family protein binding.
GCCGAUUUUUCAGGCAGGGGUCGACUGGAGAGACAGACAGGACUGGGAACAAAAGUGGAAUUCAGGCCGACUGUUUUUGCGUCUCGGCGGCGAUUCGGCACGGGAUUCGGCGACGAUGGUGUGCAGCGGGCCGAGUUCGUGACGUCCCACGCAGCCUUCAGCGCCGAACUCGUCGGCCCGAUGCUCUAGGGCGGCCCAAAAGCACGGCUCUUUUCGACGACAUUGAUGGAUCUCGUCUGAUCUCAUUAUGGUGCAGCUCGGCGACUCUUGGGGCACAUAGGCUCAGAUGCCAGGCUCAAUUAGUACAUUUGGCGUAAUUAGUAGCAGCAUCGCACCCCUCAAAUGGGAAACUGUUUCUCAUGCUUCAAAGUGCCAGCAGCUCCGCCUCCGUCUGCAGAACCUUCAGCCGAUCCUGCCUCUUGCAAACCACUGCAGGAAGCCAGCGAUCAGGAAGAUGCUGAUAUGGACGGAGGCAUGACUGAGGUGCUGCAUCGGCAGCUGUCGGAGAAGCGGGCGAAUGAAUUGGCGCAGAGCAACGGCAACAGCAAGUUGCUGCUGGACGGGUCAGUGCGGAUGUCCAGCGGUUCACGGACGUUCUGCCGCAUCCCCCUGGGCGGCCGGACGGGCAGCGACAAACAGCGCAACGGCAACAACAACUCACUGGUGCGCUCAGUGUCCGACAGCAAAGUGGUCGCCCUGUUCGAGCAGUACAAAGAUGGCGCCGAGGAUGCCAUCCUGGCUGACGGCAUCGAAAGGCUCUGCCUUGACCUCGCCGUCCGGCCCGACGAGUUCUGCGUCCUGGUGCUGGCGUGGCGCUUUGAGGCUGAGCAAAUGUGCUGCUUCACAAGGCAGGAGUUUGUGACGGGGUGCAGGACGAUCAAGGUGGAGUCAAUCCGAGGGAUGCAGGCGCGGCUGCCCGAGCUGUGUCGGGAGGUGCAGCAGGACCCGGAGCUGUUCAAGAAGCUGUACCGCUUCACCUUCAAGUUCGGUCUGGACCCCGAGCAGCGCAUCCUGCCGGCCGACAUGGCCAUCUGCCUGUGGCGCCUCGUCUUCUCGCAGGACGAGCCGCUCAUGCUGGACCGGUGGCUCAAGUUCCUCGAGAAGCACCCUCACGUGCGCGGCAUUCCGCGCGACACGUGGAACAUGUUUUUGAACUUUGUGGAGACGGUCGGCGAAGACCUCAGUUCGUACGACGAUGCCGAGGCCUGGCCCAGUUUGUUCGAUGACUUUGUCGAGUUUGAGAACGACCAGGUCAACCAGAACGUCACCAAGGCCAUCAGUUGCGAUUGAACGCUCGCCAAAAAAAUACAACUCGACUGACACGCGCGCGCAUUCUCUCACAAACACACACGCAUUGUACUGAAGUGCAUUCUCAUCAAAAUUUCCGCGCCAGGUGUCCCGUUCCGCCACCAGAAAGUGCCCAAAUAGUCCGGUUAUUCAAACUAAAUAACUUUUAUCUUUUAUGAAAGUGGAUAUAAAUUAAAAUCUCGAAAUGGAAAAGAAUCAUUAACAACUGAUUUUGAUAAGCACAAGCUGUAGAAAAACUGGAAAAAAACUUUACUUAAUCAAAAAAAUGAGGAUUAAAUUUUACAGCAAAUCUUUCAUUUCUUUUCAAAAUGAAAAUGUUUCAGGAUUUGAAAA